Molecule: messenger RNA, 1680 nt
Organism: Vicia faba (fava bean)
Lineage: Eukaryota; Viridiplantae; Streptophyta; Magnoliopsida; Fabales; Fabaceae
Source: the annotation of a GenBank genome assembly
AUGUUGACUUUAACCUUGGCGGAGCUGCUAUUUGGGGAGUCUGUUGUAAGGGGAGUCGUUUUCAUUCACGCAAGCCAUUGCUACAGACGUCCCUUUCGUUUUCAUUCACGUAAGGCUCUCUGCGCUGUUACGAAUCGCUGCGUGACGAUAACGCGCACAAUCGAGUAUAUCAGUAGCAUUGACGAUUCGAAGGAUUUGUGGAAGGUUGUUGUUAGAUGUAAGCAUCUGUGGUCUGUUACCAGUUCUCAGAAUAGAGAGCACUUAGAGCUUAUUCUGUUUGAUUCAAAGUUGGAUUUGAUUCAAGCCAUUGUGCCAUCUUAUUUGAUAUCAAAAUUCAAAACACAGCUUGAACUUGGUUGUUCCUACAUAAUGCAGAAUUUCAAAGUUUCCAGCAAUGAUUUCUCCUUCAAAUCCACUGAUUAUAAGUUCAAAUUGAUUUUCUGUGGUUCAACUUCCGUCAAAAAGGUCCAACUUGCUGACAUACCUCUGAACCACCUCAAGUUAAUUGGAAUAAAUGCUAUUAUUGAGGGUAAAUACAGAACGAAUUUGUUAUAUGAUAUAAUUGGUGGGGUUGUGUUUUCAUUAACUGAUCUGAGCAAACAUCAUGUGCAAUGUACUCUUUGGGGUAAAUUAGCUGUGCAACUGAAUGAGUAUUAUACGACUCAUAAGGCUGAUGGUAGUAUUGUUCUCCUACUUAUGAAUGCAAGGAUCAAGGAACCUCAAGGAAAUUAUCCUUUAAAUGUAUCAAAUGCUUGGAACGGCACAAAACUGCUCAUCAAUGAUUUGUCUAUUGAGGAGGUUAAAAACCUUAAAGAGAAACUUAAAGAUGAUCUGCCGACGCUCUCAUCCUCGAGCAUGCAAAUGGAAACCACAAAUACCUCUGUUUUUUCUGAUUUGGACAAAUUUGUAUGGAAAGCUGAAGUGUUGAGUCUGUCUGAUAUUGCAUAUCUGCAGACUGAAACUACAUGUGUGACUGUUGCGACUCUGGAGAAGUUUGAAUGUGGGCAGUCAGGAUGGUAUUAUGAUGGAUGUAGUGAAUGUACCAAAAGUGUGACUUUGAAGGAUGGAAAAUUCAUGUGUUAUUCCAAACACAUCAGUUCUGAGCCAGUCCCAAGAUUUAAGCUUGAAGUGCUUGCCUCCGAUGGAAAGUUAAAAUACAAGUUCGUAUUUUGGGAUGUAGAUUGUGUAAAGUUGAUUGGGAAGUCCGCCCUUCAGAUGAAGUUCGAUUUGAUGGAGACUGGAGAUUUUGAUCCCCUUGAAUUCCCUUAUGAACUUGAUGUGAUGCUGAAGAAGGAGUUGGCUAUAAGAGCAGUGUUUCAACCAAACAAGGCCAGUCUUUCUGUAAUCGGAUUUAAGGCAGAUGAAGUGCUACGUACCAAAAUAAAGGAGAGGUUUAAAUGUGAAGAGCACACUUCAAAGAUUGUCGUCUCAACAGAUGACACUCGGGAUGAUAUGCAUACAGCAUCGUGUACUCCGACCAUCACCACCUCGGAAAAACAGUCUCAUGAUGAUCCACAAACAGUUUCAGAUCCGUUAUCAAUCACUGCAGAUUAUGACCCUUCAGUUGCCAACUCUGCACUUACACCGUCAAAAAGAUCUAUUCCUGAGACAGUUGAAGAACUCGACAGUGCCCAACUAUCGUCCACCAAGAUAAUAAGGGACAUCAAGCUGGAGAAAUGA